This is a messenger RNA of Botrytis fragariae, 579 nucleotides long. RefSeq names its product putative low affinity copper transporter protein. Gene Ontology annotation, molecular function: copper ion transmembrane transporter activity. The transcript is spliced from 2 exons. Bases 1 to 579 code for a protein of 192 amino acids. Gene Ontology annotation, cellular component: plasma membrane. The record is from RefSeq and is a predicted model, not a curated record. Gene Ontology annotation, biological process: intracellular copper ion homeostasis; copper ion transmembrane transport. Lineage: Eukaryota; Fungi; Ascomycota; Leotiomycetes; Helotiales; Sclerotiniaceae.
AUGGAUAUGACAACUUCAGACAUGGAUAUGACCACCAUGUCCACCAUGUCAAACACAACCACAAUGGACAUGUCCAUGAUGUCAAUGACCUUCUUCAUCUCCAAAACCACCGCCCUCUACUCCACCAUGUGGACACCAACAACCGAUGCCGGCUAUGCAGGAACCUGUAUCUUUCUCGUUCUCCUCGCUACACUCUUCCGCGGACUUCUCGCCGUCAAGGCCUGGAAAGAAAGCGCAUGGCUUGCCGAAGAAACCAAUCGUCGCUACGUUACCGUUGCUGGAAAGGGUCCCAAAUCCGAGCGUAUCAGCAUAGACAGCGAUUCGAAGAAUAUGACACUUAGUGAGAAUGGCGUUGAGGAGAAUGUAAUGGUUGUUAAGACACGUACUAUGGGUGUUAGACCAUGGAGAUUGAGUGUCGACCCUGUGAGAGCGAUUAUGGAUACUAUUAUUGCUGGUGUUGGCUGGUUACUUAUGCUCGCCAUUAUGACUAUGAAUCUCGGAUAUUUCUUGUCUGUCUUGGGCGGUACAUUCCUUGGAAGUUUGGCAUUAGGUCGUUAUGUCAUUGCUUUUGAGCACUAG